AUGACCACUCUUCGGGUGCUGCUACACAUAGCCGCUCAGCGCGACUACGAGCUUCACUCUCUCGACUUCAGCACUGCGUUCCUGCAGGGUAGCCUGCACGAGGAGAUCUGGCUGCGCCGUCCACCUGGCUUCACUGGGACUUUCCCUCCUGGCACCCAGUGGAGCCUCCGACGGCCAGUCUACGGUCUCCGCAAGGCACCGCGUGAGUGGCACGACACACUGAGGACUACGCUUGCGGCUCUUGGGUUUGCUCCUUCUACUGCUGACCCGUCGCUGUUUCUGCGCACCGACACUUCACUGCCGCCGUUCUACAUCCUCGUGUACGUUGACGACUUGGUCUUUGCCACAGCGGACACUGCUGGACUCGCCUACGUGAAGUCCGAGCUGCUGAAGAGACACACGUGCACAGACCUGGGUGAACUGCGCAGCUACCUUGGCUUGCAGAUCACUCGGGACAGAGCACGCCGCACCAUUACCUUGACUCAGUCACACAUGGUGCAGCAGGUCCUUCAGCGCUUCGGCUUCACGUACUCCUCGCCUCAGGCCACUCCUCUGUCUACUCGCCACUCGCUCUCAGCUCUGCCUUCGGAUGAGUCCGUAGAGUCGAGUGGCCCGUACCCAGAGCUUGUUGGCUGCCUCAUGUACCUGAUGACCUGCACACGACCUGACCUUGCAUACCCUCUGAGCAUUCUUGCACGCUAUGUUGCUCCUGGGAGACACCAACCAGAGCACAUGGCUGCAGCGAAGAGGGUGUUGCGCUACCUGUGCAGUACCUCGGGCAUGGGGCUAGUGCUUGGAGGGCGGAGUCCAGUGGUCCUUACAGGUCACGCGGACGCUUCUUGGGUUGACGACCAGGCUACGCAGCGGUCGUCACAGGGUUACACCUUCAGUCUUGGUUCCGGCUCUGUCUCGUGGCGGGCUACUCGCUCGUCUUCGGUUCUCAGCUCCAGUUGUGAGGCUGAGAUCUACGCUGGGGCCAUGGCUGCACAGGAGCUUCGCUGGCUCACCUACCUGCUGUCUGACCUUGGAGAGCCGCCUCGUUCUCCUCCAGUGCUGUACGUAGACAACAAGGCCAUGCUGGCCUUGUGUCGAGAGCAGCGUCUGGAGCACAGAACGAAGCAUAUUGCUCUUCGCUACUUCCUUGCUCGUGAGCUGCAGCAGCGUGGACAGUUGCGGCUUGCGUACGUGGCCUCUGAGGCCAGCACUGCUGAUGUGUUCACCAAGGCACUCGCGCCUUGUGACCAUCAGCGCUUUUGCACCCAGCUGGGUCUUGUGCCUGUCUUGCCUUACUUGCUCUCCUCUUACUUGUACCUUUGCUUUGUCUUGCUUGACUGGUCUUGUGACCCCUUGUUCUCCCCCACUUUGCCUAUGGGGGUGUGUUAG
Molecule: messenger RNA, 1383 nt
Organism: Closterium sp. NIES-65
Lineage: Eukaryota; Viridiplantae; Streptophyta; Zygnematophyceae; Desmidiales; Closteriaceae
Source: the annotation of a GenBank genome assembly